AUGUCCCCACCUAACCAAAAUCCACGGCGACCGCCUUCGUUCCCAAUGCCCCCGAGCCGGAGUGAAGUCAGCAGAGGCGGAAGGCGGCCCUUGUCCAACAUAGACGAGAACCCUGCAUCGUAUGAUCAGGACUAUGGCGCAUCCUUCUGUAGUGACAACAGCUCGGAUGGCGAGAUUUCCCACGAAAGUAAACCGGCCAGCCUAACUGACACCGACAGCCCUGGAGAACAUACAUCGAACGGAGAAGACAGCGACAAUGAAGAAGCAUUCGAUAGCACACUGAAACAUCCACCCACCUCCAUAGCACUAGGAGAAACAGAAGAAGAAUCCGAUGCAGAGUCCUCCGAAGGAGGUGCUCAAGUUCUCCUAAAAGACGCAUUGAGCAUGUUAAUGGCAGCGAUCCCAAACGACGAGGAGCUCGCCGUGCGAAUCUACGAAAUGAUAAGCCCCAUGGUCCAACAAACUUUCCUGCAAAGAUCGUACGGGGGGAAUCUAGACGACAUUUCCGCAUUACUCAACCAGCAAAGAAGCGUCGGCACGCAAAAGGACUUCAAACAUUAUCUGCGGCCGACCAAAGCCUCCAUGAUGAAGCAAAGUAGCAAAGUUGAUCUUCCCCCGGGUCAUCCGCCAAAGCCAGGUAGCACACAACCGUUAACGCCGAAGGAACGGCUUCCUAGCAGCACGUCGCCCAGUCGACCUGUUUCGCGGCAGGGCUCGUGGCUGGGCCCGUUGAGUAGGCAGGUUUCUAGAGCGCGGAGUGAGGCGCCAGAUACGUUGAAGCGGUCUCACUCGAUUACUGGGAGAGUCGAGACGCGGAUUGAGAAAUCUCCGUACGUCGGACGCAGAUACACAUCGUUGGCAUCGGGAACGUCUUCGCAGGAUAACGGUAGACCAAAUAGCGCGAACUCAUUGAUGAGGAAGCGUAACAGCGUGCUCCCAGCUAUUAAAACAUCCGAAGACGUAGCAGGGCUAACGUCCCGGGUGCAAGCCGACACAGCAACCCUGGAAGACGAGUUCAGGCCGCAGCCGCAGCCAGUGGAGCGGUGCGAAACGAGAAUCAGAGAGCUAACUAAAGACAUUGAGCGAUUGAAAAAUAGCGAGCAGGAGGCCUGGAACAUGUAUGAACUCAAGGUCAAGCAAAUCCAGCGAGAGCACGAGGAUGUGCUGAGAGCCAAGGAGGCGGAGUUGAUAGAGUUACGAGGUCUGAUACGGAGUUUGCAAGAUGAGCUUGUAAGGGAGAAGGAAGCGAAGAACUUUGCGGAAGGUGAGCUUGCAGAGAUGAAACGUCCCAUGAGAGGAACGGAUGAACCGGCCGCAAUGAACGAGGAUCAGAAGAUGAUUACGGGCCAAGCACAACGGAUUCGAGAUCUCGAACAACACUUGGUUCAAGCGAGGGCCUCCGAGAGCGCAGUUCGGAAAGAGAUGCAAGAAGCCAACGCUCGAGCAGAAUUGCGCACCACCGAACUAGAAGAACAAUUACGUCAGUCAAACGACUCGGAGAACACCUUAGAGACGAGCCUUUCCUCCGUUGAGGAAGCCAGACAGAAACUCCAGCACGACCUAGACAUCACAAAGCCAGCGAAGGAGCGUCUGGAGAAGGAGGAAGGAGAACUCAUAGACCAUGUCAAGUGGCUCGAACAGCAGUGUGCUGAAGCGCAAGCCUUAGUUGAUGCGGAGAAAGCGCUUCGCGAGACUGCGGAGGAGAAGAUAAAGUGCCUGGAAAGAGAUACCAAGGAUUACCAGAUAGCGAUUUCUGAUGUAGAGAAAGGCGUGCCAAACUCUGAAGCGACAAACGAGGCUUCGGAUUCGUAUGCGGGCUCAAUUCAGCAGCUCCAAGCAGACAUCGAUACGAUUCGGCAGACGAUGCGCGGAAAUACUAGGGACAUCGAGGCGUAUAGAGACAUCCUUGAUACCAGUGACGAGGGCGAAUCUAAGCGCAUAGUCAUGAUCCGCGUGUCGAUAAGGAAGCUGCUAGAUCAGUACAUGGAGAUGCUGAGCAACGUGAAAGGACUGAUUGCCCCGUACCACAAGGAAAUGCAGGAAUCCGAGAAGCAACUGCGGCAGGCAGAGAAGGAGCGGGAAGAGGAGCUCGAGAUGACGGAUGAACAGCAUUUGAAGUGGAAGCCGCUAUAUGAGAACGAGAAAAUGAGGCACAAAAGGCUGAAGGCAACCUGUGAGAGGUUGAAGACAAAAGUGAAGGAGCUGUACCAGACGGUCCCGGAGUUACGGCACGAGAACAAGGAGUUGCGCAGCAGACUUUCCGAUUGUCGAGACCACGGCAACCUGAUGAAAGAACAAGCUCAGAAGUGGCAGGAACAAGCCCUGCACUGGGAAACCGAAUACACAGCCAAGGAAGCGAUAUGCGAGAAGCACCGCAGUCACCUCGAAAGCCAGCUCGAGAUGCAAAAGGAAGAGAUGCUGAAGUACAUCAAAGACUACCACGACUGCAUGCCAGAGAACGAUCCUGACUGGUGGGCCAUGGAAGGCUUGCAGAGGAAGAUUAAGGAUGUAGAGAGGCAGUUGACUGACGUGAAGGAUAUGCUGGCGAGGGUUAAGGGAGAUAGAGAGACUGCGUAUCGGAAGAUUGAGACGCUCAUGGACGAGAAGAAGGCCCUCGCCGAGGAGACUGAGAGGCUUAGGUUAGGUAUACUGGAGGAGAUGGAAGCCCCUGAGGGAGACAGCGGAUAUGAUAGUAACUGGAAACCUAGGAAGAACGAUAAGAAAGACACAUGGUCCCAGUCCAAAGAGGAAGCAGCGAAGCAAAGGAAGACUAUGGAGGAGUUCAAGGAGAAGCAGAGGAUUGACAGGGAGGAAGGGGACACGGCUCGGGCCCAACAGGUGAUGGAGAAGGUGAGAAUGUGGAAGAUGGGACUUUAUUACCCACCACGGAGAGUUGACUGGGGAGAGACUGUGGAGAAGACGCCUUGGGAGAGGUGGGAGGGCGAGAGAUGGCUGCGGGAGGCUGCUACUCUGGAGGAAACGAGGGAAGCGGAGAAGGUGAAGAACGCGAUAGUUUUAUAG
Molecule: messenger RNA, 3021 nt
Organism: Trematosphaeria pertusa
Lineage: Eukaryota; Fungi; Ascomycota; Dothideomycetes; Pleosporales; Trematosphaeriaceae
Exons: 1
Coding region: 1-3021 (1006 amino acids)
Source: RefSeq, a predicted model, not a curated record